Molecule: messenger RNA, 3405 nt
Organism: Chelonia mydas (Green sea turtle)
Lineage: Eukaryota; Metazoa; Chordata; Testudines; Cheloniidae
Product: putative glycine-rich cell wall structural protein 1
Exons: 2
Coding region: 717-1343 (208 amino acids)
Source: RefSeq, a predicted model, not a curated record
GCUCAUUUCAUAGUGACAUAGGCAGCAUUUGAUCUUAGUCAGUUGUCUCUUGUUGGCCUUUUGGCUAUCUGCCUCAGUACUGGACUCUUCAGAUGUUUAUCUUCCAGAUGGCAAAAUUCACCCCUUUGUAGAGGUGGCUGCAGAAUGUCUGUGCAUCACUUAAGUCCCACUUUAAAACUUACUUUGAGGUCUUAUCUGAGACUACCCCCUUUACCUAGGGCUGUAUUUCCUCCAUAGAGUACUGAACUGUGCUGUUUGGUACUAAGGGGGGGGGGGGGGGGGAAUUCCUUCCUGACCCCGAUAUCACUUUAUGCCCUGAAGCAUGAGGCUUGGUCUUCUGGGGGAAGGUUAUCCUGCCUAGUGUCUCUGCAGAUGAUGAUAACCUGGUAAAUGGACAAGACUUGUAUAGGAUUAUCUUCCUCUGUAACCUUGUCCAGAGCCUGCGUGGUGGAUUCCAGCCUCUUCCCAGUGGCUAAGUAUCUACACUGAAACAUGCCUGACACCACGCCUCUGGAAAGUGAGGCUGCAUCCUGCAAAGCUAACCUGCAGCCCCUCAUGCAAAGGCCACAAGUGAAUGACUGAAGGCCCAGCAGAGAGAGUCUGCAGAGUGUCUCUAAUAGUAACCAUUCCAAAGAUAGCACGUGGCUUUAACAUAGUCCUCACUGGGCAGGAUGUGAUGAGUGAUGUCAGCUCCAUUUGUUAGUCAUGGUUAGCUGAUGGGGAAUCCUAGUCCUGUAGAGUCGCUGAUGCUUUAUCACCAGCACACAUGCAGAAUGCAGCACUUUGGAAGUUGUCCCUCAGCAGAUGAUUUCCCUGCAGGGAAUCAAGCUGUCUCUUACUGCCCCAGCAACAAGUGUGGCAGGAUGAGGAGAACCCUGAAGGCCUGGUACUGGAUAAUCAUGCUCGUGCUCGCUGUCUUCAGUGAGGCUGCGUUUUGCCGAAGAGGAGGAGGAGGAGGAAGAAGAAGCGGAGGAGGAGGAAGCGGGAAAAAUGGAGGAGGAAGCGGAGGGAGGCGCGGGGGAUUCCAGGCCCUCCCGAAGAGCAGCAGCAGCCAGAGCAAAGAGAGCAGCUCCAGGGGUGGGGUGAAGAUGGCCGGAGCAGCUGCCGCCGGGGCUGCCAUUGGGUACGGCCUGGGCGCUCUUGGGAGGUCUCGCCACUCCCGCGUAGGCCAUGGCGCUUCAGGAGGAAGGCAGGUGCCACUGAGUGGCCAGGGCUAUUCCAACUGGUCACACCCCCUCAUGGAAGGAGAGUUCUACAACCGGGCCCCGAAGGAUGCUGAAGGCCUCACUGCCCUGCUUCUGUCUCCAAUUGGGUGCUGCCUUAGUAUUCUCCUUAGGGGCUGAACAGUGCCCCCCGCCCCAGUAAGUUAAGCAAUGAGGAAGAGAGAGAGGCUGUGCACCUCCUUAAUGCCGGACUCGUCUAAUCUGCGUGUAGGUAAACCCAGGGUGCUGUGUCGAGAGCUGGGCGAACCCCUUUCGAGGCUGGGCCACGAUGGGUUUGCUAUUUUUUAUGAUUUUUUGUACCGUUUGUAGCUGGCUGGCAGGAGUGGAACUACAGCGAGGGCUGGAGGUCAGAUGGAACCAACUUUCCACCCCAGUUCGCUAAAAUUUAACCCUCUAGGCAAGGCAGAGGUCUAAUGGGUUUGGGAGUAUUCGCAUGCAGUUGAAGCUAGACACAUGCAUAAUCAGGGCAUUGGUGCUGAAUGGUGCAACAAUGUAUGAGGCCCUUCAUCUUUGCCGAGGGCGAUCUGAAACAAAAAUUCCUAUUCUGCUGCGUGAUAGGGUGAAUUGGAAGAAAAUCCAGUGAAAGGCAUAGAAUUACACUGCAAGUGCAUGUGAAGGUGAAAGCAGGCCCCUCCAAGCCCUGUGCAUCCAGUGUGAUGAUAGAUCUGAGCCCCAGUUGUAGCCCAGGACCCUAUUGUGCUAGGCGCUAAACAAAAAGCUGGUCCCUGCCCCAAAUUGCUUACAAUCUAAGUAUAGAACAAGAGACGGUAUAGAACACCUGGAGACCGACAGCCAUCUAACACUGUUUGCUUUCUCUCUCGGAUGUUCUCCCUAGUCUUGCUCUAAGGCAAAGAGAUGGACUUCAUGAAGCAGAGUCACCUUCCCCACUGUCAAUAACCCUACAGUUUUUGGGGGGAACAGAACCACAACGCCAUCGCAAAGGAGCAAGCUGAGGGCUGGUGCUGAUUUUUGCAAGUCUUUUUAGAUCAGCUUUUGGCUUGACAAAAGUCCAAGCCAGCUGUUGGGUUUUUUUGGGAGGGGGGUCUCUGGAUCCAAGUAUCCAGCCUCUUGUUCUUCAAAGUUCAGCUUAAUUACUUAAAUUAAAACCCAGUCCUGACAAAGCCUGAUGUCUAGUUAGAGGCUGGAUUUGAUAGGACUUGGGCUUCCACAGUCCAUAGGACCUCUAGAAAAUUCAGCCAUGGUUCUUGCAACCCUCUAGUGCCUUCUAAUUCUAAUAAACAGAGCUCACUACAGCCACUAGGCCUUUUGUGCCACUUAUUCCAUGAUCUUUUAUUAAAUUGCUUUGUUUCAAUAAAGCUCUAAAAACGAGACCUCAGCUGAUUAAUUGAAAACUGUCAGGAAUUCUCCAACAGCACAGUCAGCCAGGGCACCAGGCCAGGAUCCAAGGGCCUGUUCAUAGCUUCCAUACAUAUAACUAUUCCCAAGCAUCUGAGAAUCUCAGUUAAGGAUUAGGGCCCCAGCGCAUUAGGUGUAGCACAGACACGUUAAGCCUCACAAGCUCCAUAAAAGAUAGCAGUGGAUGAAACCCCCGCAGUGGGUAGGGGUGGGUGGGUUAGCAGGAUAAGAUAAUAAAACUGAAUUUAGCGCACAACAAAAAGCAAAAGUCCCAGCUCCCCCCUCUGCUAGUCUAAUUAAACGUUGGAGCUGGCUGCUAUCAUUCGAAAUUUCUGGGAACCUUUUCAAAAGUCUUCAUGACAUUUUUCAAGUUCUCUGAACCAGCUCUUGUUAAUAAAUAUACCAUUAAAGAAAAACGUGUAAACCCCUGAACACUGCAUCUUCCCUCUCCAGGUCUGGCUGAGCCCCUACAGGGCGUGCGUUAAUUACAGCUCUCCACAGGCAAGGAUGUCUUUAUUUUAUUUUUUUUAGCUCGGGCUGUGGUGACUCAUGCUUUGAACACCAGAGGUUCCCAGUUGAAUUCCCAGUGUCCUCCAAAAGGACGAUUACCACAACUGUGCACAGCCGUUCUAGGUGCUGCUAUUUUCUUUGACAUGAUUAGAACUUGCUUGGUUUUUUUCUUGCCCCUCAUCCUGCACGUCCAUAUUUUUACAAGGCUCUAUAAGGAGGGCCCUACCAAAUUCAUGCCCAUGAAAAAUGUGUCCCGGACCAUGAAAUCUGGUCUCCCCCUGUGAAAUCUGUAUAGUACAGGGUAAAAGCACACAAA